UGGCACGUGCCAAAAAAUUAGGGUUCGAUUUUCCCUCCAAAAUCGUAAACUGUGCACUUAUCCCCUAAUUUCCGUACCGUCUUCUUUCUUAUGUCAAUCUCCACUUUAUUCUAAUUAAAUCUUUUUCGAUUUUUCGGAAUUAGCAGAUGAAAUUGAAAUGGGGCCUCUUGAAGAUGAAGAUAACCGCAACGACAACAAUUCAAGAAAGAGCAAUUUGAAUGUAGAUUCAAGCUAUGUCGCAACCCAGCAAAUCGACAGUCAAUUUUCUCCGGGUGAUGUUUCGGAAGGUGAUGAAGAUGAAGAUUUUCUAUGUCUCAACAAUACGGUUCCUGUUGAUGAUACUUAUUUAUUGGAAGAUGCAUUCGAAACUCAAUUAAUGGAUCUUGCUGGGGAGACCCAAGCUGUGGAUCUUGCUGGGGAGACCCAAGCUGUGGAUCUUGCUGGAGAAACUCAAGUCUUGGACGAUCUUGAUUGCAUGAAUGAUACAUCUAUGGAGUUUUUAAACGAGUUUAGCAAGUCUCAAGGAGCGAAUAAAACUCAGGCCUUGUGCGAGACCCAAGUUUUAUCUCAGGAUGACUCUGUGAAAACUAAUGGCAGUGGUUUAGUUGGAUCGGAAAGCAAAAUAGACAUUUAUCCUCCCAAACAAGGAUUGGUCUUCAGAGGAUUUACCUCAAUCCGUGCUGCAUCGAUUAGGGCAUCUGGUUUGGCAGCCCGUGCAAGAGGAGCUAAUGCCAAUUUGUGCACCACUAGUUGUGAGAAAUCUUCAGUAGAACAACAAACAUGUGAGCAAAGUGGUUCAUCUGGUGUUGGAUAUUUGUUGAAGUCUGAUAGGAAAAAUGAUCAAGAAUGUCUCCAGAAUGAGUACAAUGAAGAGGUUGGGGGGCUGAAGAAUUUGAACAAGUACAAGGUUGGUAAUACAGCCGUUAGGAAACUUUUCGGAGAGGAUAAGGUUUCCGAAGUUGGGCAGUUAGAAGCUGACUUUGACCACUCAGAUGAUAAUCUUGACAUGCCUGAGUUGCUUGGUAAUGAAAAUUGCAUGGCUGGGCUAAGCUAUGUUGAUUCUCAGGAACCUGGAGAGCUAUCACAAGCCCAUGCGCUUGAGGUUGUGGACAAGUUUCUUGAUCUUAAUGUCGUGGAAGAUGAUGAAGUUUUUGGCAUGAGAGUUCACAAGGUAGAAAAGAAGGCGAAGGUUGUCUCUGGUGCAAAAGGUUCAGUAGAUUUGGCUAAAAAGUCUAUUGCCAAAAUCGCAGAUGGAAAAUGUGGAAUUUACGAUUGGGACGAUACUCGUGAAGACGACUGUGGGGGAGAAUUUUUCCUGAAGAAGAAAGAACUUUUCUUUGACAAGGGAUGUCCGAAGCAGAGAAGCCUUACCGAACCGAGGAAACCUAAGUGUAAUGAUCUCGGAAGUGUUAAGACUGUUGGAAAUAAUGGGGAUGAAAAAGAGCAAAAGUAUGCCAAAAAUAAACUAGGGGAUCCCGUUUACUCGGAUUCAGGGUUGAUUUUGAAUAAUAAUGUGAGAGCAAAGCGGAAAUCACUAAAUUGUGGAGAAAGGGUAUUACAAAAGAAUCUUAUAAAGGAUUUGGAUGAAGAGUUGUCAGAGAAUGAUGCAAACGAGGAUGUUCCAAAAACGGUAGAUAUAGGUCCUGAUACUCAACUGGCUGCUGAAGCAAUGGAGAAUUUGUGUUUCGAGGUGCAGUUGCCUGAGAGUAAUAGUAAUGUUCCUAAUAAAGUGGCCCACAUAACAAAAGGAGCGUCUAAAAAAAGAUCGUAUAUUGCUAGUGUUGGAGUUCUUACCAGACAAGCCAAACAAUUAAAGAGGGCCAGCAUCGGUGCAAGUAACGAGCAUUCUCCUACACCGGAACUGCCCAAAAGAACUAGGAAGAGACGUAAUACAAUGCCGCUUGAGACAGAAUCAACUGUUCAAAUGUCUGAGAAGAAGCGUCACUUUGAGGAUCAACUUGGUUUUGCUGUGCCUGUGGCUCAUCGAACAAGGAAAUGUACAAAGUUAAAUCGUCCAAAGGCGACAGCUGUUAAUUCUUCGAUAAAUGGUUCGACAAGUGCUCUUAUCGUUAGGAAAGGGACAGCUGGCAAAGAUAAAAAUGCUGAAAUGCUUACCGCUGAGAAACAAUAUAGUGCAAGGUCAAAAGGAUCAAGAGAGAAUGGUGCAAGUAUUUCUUUAGGUCCUGUAAAUAACGGAAGUUCUAAAAAUGAUUCUGCUCAACGUGAUUCUGAUUGUACAAAUGUGAAAGCAGAUCUAGCAGAAACAAGUGGAAGAAUAGACGCACUAUCAAGAGAAAAACGUGGAACUUCCCUUUCAACUUGUGUUACACCUGCUAAUUGUACUACACCGAUAAAGGAUUUAUCUCCGAUCUGCAGAGGGGAUGAAUAUAAGACGCAGUCUUGCAGAAGGAACUUGUCUAGGUUGUCUCUUAUUACAGUGAUUGAUAACUCAGUAACUGGCUCACCGUUACUGUAUGGUGGAAUUAAAGGAUCAAGAAAGAGGAAAGAUAUCACAGAUAUUAGAGUCUUGUUCAGCCAGCACUUGGAUCUUGAUAUUGUCAACAAACAGAAAAAGAUAUUGGCUCGACUGGGGGGUGCAGUUGCGUCCUCUAUGACAGAUGGCACUCAUUUUGUGGCCGAUGAAUUUGUCCGGACUAGGAAUAUGUUGGAAGCAAUUGCUUUAGGGAAACCAGUGGUCACUCACUUAUGGCUCGAUAGUUGUGGACAAGCUAGUUGUCUUAUUGAUGAGAAAAAUUACAUACUUAGAGAUGCGAAAAAGGAAAAAGAGUUUGGGUUUUCUUUACCAGUUUCUCUCUCAAGAGCAUGUCAACAACCACUUUUACAGGGACAAAAAGUAUUGGUUACUCCGAAUACAAAACCUGGUACACACAUUCUAGCAAGCUUGAUCAAGGCUGUUCAUGGUUUGGCGGUUGAGAGGCUUGGUAGAUCUGUACUCAAGGAUGAGAAACUUCCGGAAGAUCUUUUGAUUUUAUCUUGUGAAGAAGACUAUGAUACAUGUGUUCCGUUUCUUGAGAAAGGUGGUGCUGUGUAUAGCUCAGAGCUGCUAUUAAAUGGAAUAGUCAAACAGAAGCUAGAAUAUGAAAGGCAUCGCCUAUUUGAAGAUCAUGUUAAAAGGACUCGAUCCACGAUAUGGGUGAAAAGGAAGAAUCAGUAUCUUCCUGUAAGCAAAUGCAAAUAAGGACGUACUUUUUUCUUUUUCUUUUCUUUGUUUCCUUCUUUCGUGAAAUAGUUUGCGUCCGAUGUAUCAUUCUCAAUAUGCUGUAGUGUAUAUUAAGGAGUUUGGUUUAUCGUAUGGUUUUUUUACAUGUAAAGGGGUUAUAUAUUCAACUCAAUAGCACUUCCAUGUUAAUAUAGCAUGUAUCUUUACCGAUCAAGCCA
Erythranthe guttata (spotted monkey flower) is the source of this 3399-nucleotide messenger RNA. RefSeq names its product BRCT domain-containing DNA repair protein. The record is from RefSeq and is a predicted model, not a curated record. NCBI's taxonomy places the organism in Eukaryota, Viridiplantae, Streptophyta, Magnoliopsida, Lamiales, Phrymaceae.